UUACUGUCACUUUUAAAACAAAAAGGUUUAAGAAAACAGUGGUAUAUGAAUUUAAAAAGAAAGAUUAAGACAGUGAGAUGUAGAUAAAGAGAAGGGGUGGAGUUCUCACUUGCUGGUCUAAUCAGGCAUUCUAAAGAAUGUACAUAAAAGGAACCAGAGUUAAGAACUCUGUUCUGUGUCUUGAAUUAACUUGCAUGUUUCAAAGAAUUUGGGAAUAUAGAACAUAUUUGGGACUAAUAUAGUCUGAACUUAGUAUAGUAGUUACUUCUGGUUUAAAAUAGUAUCUCAAUUUCCUUUUCACCUUAAAUAGACUUAAGGAAGAAAUAUAUGUGUUGUUUGCUUGACAUUUUACAUAAAAGAAAUUUAAUAUGUGAAUUAAAUUAUAAUUGUGGAUUUUUAGGAUAUAUCACAUUAAUUAAAACAGUGAAUAAUGUGGUACAUACAUACAAUGGAAUAUAUUUGACCUCAAAAAGGAAGAAAAAUUUUGACACAUGCUACAAUAUAGAUGAAGCUUGAAGACAUUAUGCUAAGUGAAAUAAGCCAGUCACAAAAGAACAAAUAUUGUAUUAUUCCAGUUAUAUAAAGUUUCUAGAGAAGUCAAAUUCAUAGAAACUAGGAUGAUAGUUGCUAGGGUCAGGGGGAAGAGGGGAUGGAAAGGUAUUGUUUGAUGGAUACAGAGUUUCAGUUUGAGAAGAUGAAUAAAAGAAAAAAAUGACAUUAAAUUUUGUCAAGAUAGCAUAUUGAAAAUAUAAUAGAAAAAUAUUUGUUUAUCUGCUAUAAUAUAUUAUGUCAUAGGUGUUAUCUUCAGGAAGGCACACUGGACCUGCUAAAUUAACAAAUGGAAAGAAAGCCAUCUUCAGAUAAUAAGAAACAGAUACCUAAUGAAGCUUCUGCUAGAAGUGAAAGAGACACAUCAGACCUAGGACAAAAUUGGUCAUUGCAAGAUCAUUAUAGAAUGUAUUCACCCAUAAUAUAUCAAGCCCUCUGUGAGCAUGUGCAGACUCAGAUGUCACUGAUGAAUGACUUGACUAAAAAGAACAUCCCUAAUGGAAUUCCUGCUGUACCAUGCCAUGCUCCCUCUCAUUCUGAAUCUCAGGUAACUCCUCAUUCUAGUUAUGGCUUAUAUACCUCCACCCCAGUCUGGUCACCUCAGCGGCCACCCUGCCCUCCAAAGGUUCAUUCUGAAGUUCGAACUGAUGGCGACAGUCAGUUUGCAUCACAAGGUAAAGCGGUUUCUGCAACCUGUACUGAUGUUCUAAGGAAUUCAUUUAAUACCAGCCCUGGAGUUCCAUGUAGCCUGCCCAAAACUGACAUAUCAGCUAUUCCAACAUUGCAGCAACUGGGCCUUGUUAAUGGAAUUCUUCCACAACAAGGAGUUCAUAAGGAAACAGACCUACUAAAAUGUUUUCAAACAUAUUUGUCUCUUUUUCGAUCUCAUGGAAAAGAAACGCAUCUGGACAGUCAGACACACCGAAGCCCUACUCAGUCACAAUCAGCUUUCUUGGCUACUAAUGAAGAAAAAUGUGCCAGAGAGCAAAUUAGAGAGGCCACAAGUGAAAGAAAGGAUUUAAACGUACGUGUGCGAGAUACAAAAACAGUGAAGGAUAUACAGAAGGCAAAAAAUGUGAACGAGACAGCUGAAAAAGUUAGAAUUAUAAAAUAUUUGUUGGGAGAGCUCAAGGCCCUGGUAGCAGAACAAGGGGAUUCAGAAAUUCAGAGGUUGGUUACAGAAAUGGAGGCAUGUAUAUCUGUACUUCCAACAGUAAGUGGAAACACAGAUAUUCAAGUUGAGAUAGCACUGGCCAUGCAACCAUUAAGAAGUGAGAAUGCUCAGUUACGAAGGCAGUUGAGAAUUUUGAACCAGCAACUCAGAGAACAACAGAAAACUCAUAAGCCAUCUGGUGCUGUGGAUUGCAACCUUGAAUUGUUUUCUCUUCAGUCAUUGAAUAUGUCACUGCAAAAUCAAUUGGAGGAGUCACUGAAGAGCCAGGAAUUACUGCAGAGUAAAAAUGAAGAGCUGUUAAAAGUGAUUGAAAAUCAGAAAGAUGAAAACAAAAAAUUUACUAGUAUAUUUAAAGACAAAGAUCAAACUAUACUUGAAAAUAAACAGCAAUACGAUAUUGAGAUAACAAGAAUAAAAAUUGAAUUGGAGGAAGCCCUAGUCAAUGUGAAAAGCUCGCAGUUUAAGUUAGAAACGGCUGAAAAGGAAAACCAGAUAUUGGGGAUAACAUUACGUCAGCGUGAUGCUGAGGUGACUCGACUAAGAGAAUUAACCAGAACUUUACAGACUAGCAUGGCAAAGCUUCUCUCCGAUCUUAGUGUGGACAGUGCUCGCUGCAAGCCUGGGAAUAACCUUACCAAAUCACUCUUGAACAUUCAUGAUAAACAACUUCAACAUGACCCAGCUCCUGCUCACACUUCCAUAAUGAGCUAUCUAAAUAAGUUAGAAACAAAUUACAGUUUUACACAUUCAGAGCCACUUUCUACAAUUAAAAAUGAGGAAACCAUAGAGCCAGACAAACCCUAUGAAAAUGUUCUGUCCUCCAGAGGCCCUCAAAAUAGUAACACUAGGGGCAUGGAGGAAGUAUCUGCACCUGGAAUUAUUUCUGCCCUUUCAAAACAGGAUUCUGAUGAAGGGAGCGAAACUAUGGCUUUAAUAGAAGAUGAGCAUAAUUUGGAUAAUACAAUUUACAUUCCUUUUGCUAGAAGCACUUCUGAAAAGAAAUCACUUUCUAAGAGACUAUCCCCUCAGCCACAAAUAAGAGCAGCUACAACACAGCUAGUCAGCAACAGUGGACUUGCUGUCUCUGGAAAAGAAAAUAAACUGUGUACACCUGUAGUCUGUUCCUCUUCAACAAAGGAAGCAGAAGAUGCACCUGAAAAACUUUCCAGAGCAUCUGAUAUGAAUGACACACAGCUCCUCAAGAAAAUAAAGGAAGCAAUUGGUAAGAUCCCUGCUGCCACCAAGGAGCCAGAGGAACAAACUGCAAGUCAUGGCCCAUCAGGUUGUCUUAGCAACAGCCUUCAAGUGAAAGGCAAUACUGUCUGUGAUGGUAGUGUUUUCACUUCUGACUUGAUGUCUGACUGGAGCAUCUCUUCAUUUUCAACGUUCACAUCUCGUGAUGAACAAGACUUCAGAAAUGGCCUUGCGGCAUUAGAUGCCAACAUAUCUAGACUCCAGAAGUCUUUAAGGACUGGUCUUCUGGAGAAAUGAAUUCAGAAGAAAACCCAUCAGGUGCUUCUUUUUAAAACUAGAACUUGGCUAUAUUGAAUGUGUAUUUCUCUUUAGUGAAGUGAUGUUUUAUAUUAUUAAUUAUGUGUGAAGUAAUACAUUGUGCAAGUAAUAAAUGUAUUGUUGAGAUACAUUGACACUGAGGAGCUUAUAAAAACAAGUCAUCUUCAGAAGUUGACAAUUGCUACAAGAAGAAAGUUGUAGAUAACUAGGAAAUUAUUGUAAGUAAUGUUUUAUUUCAGUACUUAGCAAUUAGAGUUCUUUUAUUAAGAUGUAUCUGCUGGAUUAAGGGUACAGGUUGAAAUAGUUCUGUGGUUGUCCUAAAAGAUAAUGGGAAAAGAAUCUCUGGAUGUAAGUUUUUCUAUUGAAACUAGAGGUUUUUUUUUUUUUCUAUUUCCAUAUACUUUUUUUUUAAUAGCAAUGUGUUUUUAUUAAACAUGCUGUGUGCCACAGGCCAGUGUUGUUGGUGAAAUAUAUAAACAUUUAUUUAAAGAAAAAAGUUACCAGUAUCUACACCUCUUAAAAAACAUUGAUUGGUCUAAAAAAUAUAUAGAUAACAUCCUAAAUUAACAUAUGGCUUCUUAAAACUUGGGCACUUUUAUUUGUUUUUAUCCCAAAUUCAUGUUUUAAGGCCUUUAAAGAAUAGUCAGACUGAUAAAGAACUGCUAACAGAUAAGCUAUAGUUUGGGAAAUUUGUGGGUUUUUUUAAAAUAACAAAUGUUUAGUUUUGUCCUUAUAUUUAAACAUGAUGGAAUUUGUAAAUCUUGGCAUUGAUUGUAAUUCUGCCUUUUUGGAAGAAUUUUUUUUUCCAGCAUGUUAGCUGAGAAUAUUCUCUAUUUUAUAAAUAAUAUGAAGUAGGUUGGUCUCUCUGCUUCUCCAUACCAGGACUUCUUAGCUCAGUAUCAUCUCCCUUCAUGUAAGCAGCACAUUUUAACUCUUAGGAAGCUGAACGUUGUGUUAUCACUAAUACUUUGUACAGGUCACCUGCCUACUCUAAUUGUCUUUAGUACUUGGACAGGCUUUAUCAAUUUUUUUAAUUUUAUUUAUACUUUGGCUUUAUCAUUAAAGAGUGUUCUCCUAGUCCCAGAA
Symphalangus syndactylus (siamang) is the source of this 4321-nucleotide messenger RNA. RefSeq names its product coiled-coil domain containing 14 (gene CCDC14). Gene Ontology annotation, biological process: protein localization to centrosome. The record is from RefSeq and is a predicted model, not a curated record. Gene Ontology annotation, cellular component: centriolar satellite. NCBI's taxonomy places the organism in Eukaryota, Metazoa, Chordata, Mammalia, Primates, Hylobatidae.